ACCGUUUUGUAAGUGACGACAGCUUCCUGUUCUCUGUGAUUUGGGACACGUCUAACAUCUAAAGCCGAUUCUACCAACUCGCUAACAGAGAUGUCCAAUUCGGUGCUGUCGGUGAUCUCCCGGUUUUUGGAGGAGUACCUGAGCUCCACGCCGACCAAACUGAAGAUGUGCGAUGCGUACCUGCUGUAUAUUCUGCUCACCGGCGUCAUGCAGUUUUUGUACUGUUUGUUGGUCGGUACAUUCCCCUUUAACUCCUUCUUGUCCGGCUUUAUCUCCUGCGUGGGCUCCUUCAUCCUAGCAGUGUGUCUGCGUAUUCAGAUCAACCCUCAAAAUAAGUCAGAGUUUUUGGGAAUCUCCCCGGAAAGAGCUUUUGCAGACUUUCUGUUUGCUCAUACAGUACUGCACCUUGUCGUCAUCAACUUCAUUGGCUGAAAAGUGCAUUUCCUACACAAACCCCAG
Erpetoichthys calabaricus (reedfish) is the source of this 459-nucleotide messenger RNA. It is a transcript of the gene dad1, whose product is annotated as defender against cell death 1. Lineage: Eukaryota; Metazoa; Chordata; Cladistia; Polypteriformes; Polypteridae. Gene Ontology annotation, biological process: protein N-linked glycosylation. The transcript is spliced from 2 exons. The coding region runs from base 91 to 432 and encodes 113 amino acids. Gene Ontology annotation, cellular component: oligosaccharyltransferase complex; membrane. The record is from RefSeq and is a predicted model, not a curated record.